Molecule: messenger RNA, 948 nt
Organism: Salvia miltiorrhiza (redroot sage)
Lineage: Eukaryota; Viridiplantae; Streptophyta; Magnoliopsida; Lamiales; Lamiaceae
Exons: 4
Coding region: 1-948 (315 amino acids)
Source: RefSeq, a predicted model, not a curated record
AUGGCUUCAUGGUUCGAUGAUACUUCGUCUUCGUCUGAGGGGAAGACGCAAGAAAUCAUAGGGUUCGUUUAUCGUGAUCGUGAGGUUGCCCAUCAACGACUUCUUCGAGAUUACUUCAACAACAAUCAGACGUACGGCCCAACAUUUUUUCGACGUCGUUUUUGGAUGCAGAAGGAGCUAUUCUUACGCAUCAUCGAUGGUGUGCAAGGUUUUGAUAGUUACUUCCAGAUAGGGGUGGAUGCUAUGGGCCAAGACUCUCUCAUGCCGUUGCAGAAAUGCACGGUGGCUAUCCGACAAGUAGCCAUCGGUAUUUUUACGGAUACUUUUGACGAGUAUCUGAAAAUUGCUGACACGACUAGACGGUCAUGCCUGAAGAAGUUUUGCAAAGCUGUCAUCCGGGCAUACGGUGCCGAGUAUCUUCGGCGUCCUACACUGGCCGUUGCAUCCCACGAUUUGUGGAGUUGGCAUGCUUUUUUUGGUAUCGCCGGCUCAAAUAAUGAAAUCAACAUUCUGAACCAGUCGCCUCUGUUCGCCGACGUCUUGGGAGGAACGUCUUCGCCGGUGAUCUUUGAGGUCAACCAGCACUACUACCAGAUGGGCUACUACUUGUGCGAUGACAUCUAUCCUGAGUGGCCAAAGUUCGUUAAGAGCCCACCGUUGGCGACCAAUCCGAAAGAGGCGAGGUUUAAGAAGAUGCAAGAACUGGCACGAAAAGAUGUCGAACGUGCCUUUCGAGUGCUUGAAGCUAGAUGGGAAAUCAUUAGAAAUAUGGUCCGAAAUUGGGCGUCUGGUAGUGACUCGUCGGAGAUGGCUCGAUCGACCCCGUCUAACUUCGAGGAAUACGUGCAUAGAGAUGCAAUUCUCAUAGAUAGGCAGAUGCAUGCCAAGCUCCAAGCGGAUUUUAUCGAGCACAUUUGGGCACGUUUCGGACCUCUAGGGCCGAAAUAG